Molecule: messenger RNA, 1548 nt
Organism: Colletotrichum gloeosporioides
Lineage: Eukaryota; Fungi; Ascomycota; Sordariomycetes; Glomerellales; Glomerellaceae
Product: putative transporter
Exons: 5
Coding region: 1-1548 (515 amino acids)
Biological process (GO): transmembrane transport
Molecular function (GO): transmembrane transporter activity
Source: RefSeq, a predicted model, not a curated record
AUGAUCAUGAUCGAGACCUCCAGCUCUGAAGAGCUCGUUGUCGAGAAGAGCAAGCUUGCCGUCCGGGAAACCGACGAAUCCGCCAUUCUAGCACGCUACGGUGUCGAGAGACAAACCGACGGGCUCAUCAACUGGCAACGAGACUGCAAGACGCACCCCCGGAAUUGGACUCUCUCCAGAAAGGCGUUCGACACCGUGAUCAUCAUCUUCUUUGAAUUCUACACCACCGUCAUAAGCACAACAGGAGCCGUGGCGGCUGCUGAAGCUGGGCCAGAGUACGGACUAAGCCGCCAAGCAUCAUUGGUUGGCUUCACCCUCAUGUAUCAGCUUGGCCAGGCCGUCGCAGGCUUCUUGAUACCUCCAUUCUCGGAGCUCUACGGCCGUCGGAUCCCCUACCUCGUAUCCUGCGCCGCGUUCUGCUUCUCCUGCCUCCUAACGGGCGUGUCGCGUUCAUCCUCGGCGGUCUACGUCGGCCGCUUCGUCGCAGGCCUCGCAUCCGCCGUCCCGUCCGUGGUCAUCGCCGGCAGCGUGGAAGACAUGUUCAACACCAAGCGCCGGGUCUGGAUCAUCGUCCUGUGGAACGCCGGGGCCGUGAUCGGGCUGUGCAUGGGGCCCGUCUACGCCGCCUACAUCUCAGACGCCCUCGGCUGGCGGUGGAUCUUCAACAGCGCCGCCAUCGUCACCGGAGCUCUGUCUGUUGCCCUCUUCGGGAUCAGGGAGAGCAGGCCCAGCCUCUUGCUAGGCCGCAUCAUCCGAGAUAUCAGGAAAGAGACUGAGAUCCAGGAGUUGAGCUGGCACAACCCCGACGAGGCGCCCGACUGGAGAGCUCUGGUGCAGAUCAGCAUCAUUAGGCCGGCGAGGAUAUUGCUCACGGAGCCUCUGGUCAUCAUGGUCGCCCUCAUCUCGGCGUCGUCCUGGAGCAUGAUCUAUCUGUUCACGGAGGCGCUUACGAUCGUCUACGUCUCGCUCGGCUUCACCAGGACGCAAGCCUCACUGCCGUUCCUGGCCAUCGCCGUGGGGGUUCUCUUCACCUUCCUGCCUCGGCUUUGGGAUAUGAAGGUGGUUCGGAACUGUCAGCGCAAGCAAGUCCCCGUCCAACCGGAAGACAAGAUCAUGGGCUUCGCCUUCGCAGCACCCGCCCAGGCCAUCGGCCUGACAUGGUUCGCGUGGACCAUCCCGCCUCUCGUCGGAGGCGUCCACUGGAUCGUGCCCACAAUGUCACUUGUUCUCGUCGGAUUCGCCGCCAACGAGACGAGCCACACGCUGAGCGGGUACCUUGCAGAUUCCUACCUGCUGUAUUCGGCGUCGGCUUUCUCGGGGCUGGCCCUGGUGAGGGCGGUCGCGUCGGGUCUGAUGCCGCUCGUGGCCCACGAGAUGUACGGCGCAUUGAAUGCCAACUAUGCCGGGACGGUUCUUGCAGGACUGGCGGCUGUGUUCUGCAUAACGCCGUGGAUCUUCUUCCGGUUCAGCAAGCGGUUGAGACAGAGGAGCCCCUUUGCGAGGUUCAGUCUCGAGACGCAUUACAGAACGAACGUCGAGGCGAACUGA